Schistocerca nitens (vagrant locust) is the source of this 3671-nucleotide messenger RNA. RefSeq names its product Kv channel-interacting protein 4-like. NCBI's taxonomy places the organism in Eukaryota, Metazoa, Arthropoda, Insecta, Orthoptera, Acrididae. The transcript has 6 exons. The record is from RefSeq and is a predicted model, not a curated record. Bases 1 to 687 code for a protein of 228 amino acids. Gene Ontology annotation, molecular function: calcium ion binding.
AUGCCGCCGCAACUUCACAACAGGAGCGUCAAGCCGGGCACACAGGCGAGCAAUGGAAUGAGGCCUAGUCGUUCAGCAAACGUUCGUCUAUCGUACGUGGACCUGGACGAGGAGGAGGGCCCUCCCCCGGAGCGACACCGGCCAGACCGUCUGGAGGCCAUCAGCCGCACCACGAGGUUCUCCCGCCAGGAGAUCCGCUACAUCUACCGCACCUUCAAGCAGGAGUGCCCCAGCGGUGCCAUCAACGAAGCCACCUUCAAGAGCAUCUACGCCAAGUUCUUCCCGCUCGGAGACUCCAGCCAGUACGCGCACUACGUGUUCGCCGCACUGGACCGCAGCCACACGGGGACCGUCACCUUCGGCGACCUCAUGCUGGGCCUGUCCGUCGUCAUGAAGGGCACGCUGCACGAGCGCCUCAGAUGGGUCUUCUCGCUGUAUGACGUCAAUCACGACGGCUGUAUAACGAGACAAGAAAUGCUGGAGGUGAUUUCGGCCAUUUACAACCUGGUGGGUGAUGCCAAAGACGCAUCACACACGCAUCGUACGCCGCAACAGCACGUGGAGAGGAUCUUCAAGAAACUGGAUCUGAACCACGACGGCGUGAUAACAGUCGACGAAUUCAUCAACUACUGCUCGGCGGAUGAAAAUGUUCGCAACUCAUUUGCUGUCUUCGACGACCUCUGGUGAAACCUGGAACUGGCUUCUAAACUCAGAACAUUUUGAAAAGUUUCAAGACUGUGCAUCUUGUGACAGGAAAUAUUGGUGUGAACACUGUGGAAUUCUAUGUGGAAUUUUUUCCCAGAACCAGUGGUUUUAUAUUCUGCAGUUCUUAUCAGCUCUGCAGUUUGCAUAAACAUACCGAACAAUAAACCAAGCUUCGUAGACACCCCAAGUUCACCUUGACAUAUCUUAAAGCUCAUCCUACACAGGCAUCAUUUAUACUAAGGAAACUGAUAAAUUAAAAUUUAGGAGUACAGUACGGUAUUUGGAAGGAUUUGCUGGCUCAUAUCCCAUCUUCAACUUCUCCCAGUAAUAUUGCUGUUGCUACAUGCUAUUGCUUUGGUCAGAUCAUUCAUUAUGGCAAGUUUUGUAUUUAUUGUCAGAAAAUGUGUACCCAACUAAUUAAUUUAUUUGUAAUUAUUAAUGACUGACCAAAAUAAAUAUUCAUGGCACCAGAAAUUCACAAUUUUUUGUCUUUGAAUUUCAGAUAAAAUUGUUAGUCAUGUAGGCAAGGUUUCUGAAAAUUUAACCAAAUCACAAGCCGAAGGUUUGUCAGAUCCUAAGUGUUUGUAGAAAUUUAUUCAGGGUGUGGGGCAAGACUUUAAAAUUGCUAGAUAUAAAUUAUGUAAGAAUCACUGAAGCCUUAGUGUAUUGUCACGCUGUGAUAACAGGAAAUCACCCGUAGAAUUAUGUAAGAAUUCUAUACUGAAUAAACACCCUGUACUCCAGAUUCCAGGGGGUUGGAGUAAGUACCCUCUCUUGACCCCCUCCCUCGUGGACACCUAUGUUUACGUCCCUACUUAAGCACAUAAGGAUUUAUUGUCAUAACAACCCAAUGUUAAGUUAUUGCUGUCAACUAACAUUUAUGUAUCUAUACAAUUAAGAUUAUCAAACAUCAAGUUCAUAUUUAGAGAAGAGGGGCCAAGUGUUUAGUCACUGCUUCAUAAAGUAGCCUAUCUAUGCCAACAUACUAAGUGACAGCAAGUCCUUCCAGACCCUCACACUGAGAAGAACAUAAACACGAUCAAUAACAAAUCUAUCAUUGUGCAAAAAUAACUUGUUCUCUUCUAUUAACAGACUGAUAAUUACAAAGUUCUCUCCAUGAAACUCUUUACACAUUUCACGAGUCUUUCUUUUUAUAUCGUCCCUGAUAUAUGUGGGUCCAAAUCAAUUUUGAAAAUAUGUGCAUUCUUAUAUCUCUCUUUCCAGACAUCCAAGACUCACUUUGAAAUUUUAAUGAAGGAAACUCACAUUCGAGCAGCUAAACUCAGUGUUUUUUCCCGAAUAGCUGGCCUAAGACCAGAAAUGUCUAUGGCAAGGAAUACUGCUGCAAAAAUCAGACAUAAUUUUGAAAAAAAAAAUACAGCACACUAAAACUACUUGAAGGUGCCUACAAAAUGUUUUUAAGCAAUCAGAAUUUAGAUGGACAAUGUUACUUAAGCAUAUAUGCUAUUUUUUAUUUUUCUGUGCGUAUGUUCUACAACACUACUCAAAAACAUUCUCGGUUCUUCCAGAGAACUAAAUGAUAUAUAGCUUCUUCUGCUUGUUAUUUUGAAAUUACUGUCAAAACAGGCUUUUGAGACACAAAUCCAGGCUCAAAUUUUUUGCACAACUAAAUACGACUAUAGGUACCAUGAACUGCACAUAGGCCUAUUUUGAAAAUAAAAGGUAACUCAACAAUUCUGGAUGUACAAUUUCUAAUCAGUUUUUCUUAACAGACAUUUUUUAUAUUCUUGAUGUUAGCGUAUUGUCAUAGAAAAUGUUUAUGUAUUCAAAAAUAUAAUGUUCAGCUCUAUGAAUACUGGCUUCAUGGCAAAAUUUCAUACAUUGGUUGAAAUCUACACUACGCACUGGUCAUUGUACAGUAUUUUGAUAAUCAGCAUGAUGGAUAUUGUUUUUGGCAUUCUAAACUGAACAUAUUCCAUAUUUCUGGCAUUAUUAGUCUGGAAACUCCACUCAAGAUCUAUUAGAGAGAAUACAGAAGAGACGUGUGACUGGUAGAAAAAGUUAGUUGCAUUGCUUCUUUUUCUUAAUAGUUGUUCAUGAGAUACACUGACAGUGAUAUGUGCUUAUCUGAAGUUACUAGUAUUUUUCUGAUUUUAAGUGUUACCACAAGUUUUACGGCAAAUUGGUCAGGUUUUGCCAUGGAUCAAAUGCCGAAAAAGUCUUUCACGAAACAGUAUUGUGGAAAUUCAUUGUGCCAACAACAAUUGUUUCUAUAUUUGAUGGGAUAUUAAGCUGCUUGUUAUCAUCAUGUCACAGGACAUGGUUUGAUAUAGUCUGUAUGAAUAUAAAGGAAUGACACACCUAGAAAUAAAAAAAUUAUAUUGGUGUUUGGUGAACUAGUUGACGUAGAAAUGAGUGUGUUUGUGAAAAAUAUUUCAUAAUUGUUAAAUGUUUCACAUUUAUCUCUAAAAAUCUUUUACCUUUUCAAACUGUAUCUUUUAGCCACACCCCUAUGAGUUUCCUGUAUCUUUGAAUAUGUUACCCCAGUAAUAAAAACUGGUAUGCAACCAUUGGAAAUGGGAUUGAUGGGUACACACCUGAAUUAAAUAUGACCAAUGAAAAUGAAAUGUAAUGUCAUUUUAAAAAUUUACUGUUGUUGGAUUUUUAAAAGAAAUUGAAGUUCAUAUACUUUUGUAUCCCAGUAGUAUACAUAAUAACCAUGUCUGCAGCCUUCAUAUUGUUUUGAAUAAAUCAAUAAAUAAAAAAAGAUCAUAUAUUUAUAUACUACCUCCUUACACCUGUAAAUGGCCUUUCACCACUCUAUCACACUUUAAUUUUAUCCAUAAAAUGUGACUAAUACAAACUGUACCUAAUGUAAAUACUGUUGCCAUAAAUGUGUGAUAAUUUUGCCAUCAACAGGCUUUUUACCUAAAGUACUGACUUAAUGUCCAUUUAAAUAAACAUAUGUUAUGAUAGACUGUGUACAUAAAUCAAACAGUGUAUCC